AGCGCAUGUUUACGUUGACAGUUUCCGCGAGUCUGAGGAAGUUCACCAAUUCUCGAUGGAGGUGUUCGAGAAACACGAAGAAAUUUUAUCAAGUAGGGCGCAGCUGCUCGAACAGAUGAAAAGCCGCAGAGAGACGUUGAAGAUCCAAAGUAAGCAGCAGUGCAACAAGUCUGAAGUCGCUCGUCAAAGGAACAACAUGCUGCGACAGAAUGUGCAGAAGUUGGAGAAUCACCUCUGUGGAAGACCGCUGCACCACCCAAAUGUCCUUGCUCUUGAGACGAGCUAUUGGGCAUCUGUGGAAAAAUCCAUUCCAAUCUGGGAACACUUCCUCCUGGGCAAAGAACCACAUCCCACUGAUUGCGCUGGACCCUUUCCCAAGAGAGCUCUUCAGGAACAUGUAACAGCAAAGGAACAUGGCCUGCCUCCUCGUCCAAAAUCCAAACCUGCCUGAUAGUUGAACUUUGGUUCUACUGCUUUCAUUAGACUGUUCACCAAGGGCCAUAUUCGCCCAUGCGCGCGUAAAUACAUUUCUGCGUGCCUGGACUUGCGCACUUUGUAUUCAUGCUGAAUCUCCUGGCUAGACCUCUGGCACACCCACCACGUGUUAACCUGGGAAUAAUUGUGGAAACACCAAAGAGGCGCGAUUCACUGACAACUGAGGCUGGCUUUAAGUUGUGAAAAGUAGAUCUUUCCUGAGACUUUUGAAUGUUAGAAAGUAGUGGUGGACAGAUCGAUCCAAAUAUAUCGAUCCAAAUUUAAAAAAUAUUGAUACAAAGUCGUGAUAAGAUUAGUAGACCUGCUUUUGGAGUCAUACGAGUUGACGAGACCAGAAAAAAACACUUCCGCCGCUUCUGCUUUUAAGAAGUAACGGUAACGGUAAUCCGUUUCGAUUAUCUAAAUGUCGGUCGCUACUUUUAUUUAUCAACUAUUGCUUAUUUAUCUACUAUUUAGUCUGCAAGACUACGACUUCCACAUUGGGCGCUGUUUGCUCCAAUCCAAUCUAAGCGCUAGUGACGUCUAAAUUUAGUUCACCAAUAAAACGACACAACAAAGUCACACGACCUCCACAACGUCUUCUAUUGGGCUUCCCGAGCAUAGGUAUAUACACUAGAUAAGACAGCCCUGCUGAUUACGUGCCUACGUGGCGCCCAUGUUAGGAAGGUCAUCAUUAACAUGAAGGUAGCGGAGCGCUACCCGUCGUUUUUUACAUUUAGACAAAAAAAAAAAACAACAGCUUUCAUGUCAAAUAGUAUUUGUCUGGCACUGUCUGCCCAAACGUGGACAUUUCAGCCCACUUAUAACUUGAGAAAACACUGCAGUAAAUUGCAGAUGCUUUGUUGUAGUUUUGGCUGUUUACUUUUUACUCUUAAGUAAUUUUUGGGAGGAAUACUUUUUAGUUUUACUUGUGUCAUGAACGUAAUAGAGGAUAGGACCCAAAAAUGCACGACUCCAAAACAAAUGGACCGUUUCAAAAAGAGAGGUUUAAUAUACGGGCAGAGGUCGGUACACAGGCAGGCAAUCCAAAAAAGGCAACAGUAUCCAAAAACGUGAGGCCAAAACGCGAGGUCGUUAAUCGGAACAUGGUCUAGCCUUACAGUGAGUUUGUGAUGUGGAAACGAGGAAUGCUACAACGCGACGACAAGAUACUACGAACUGGCGACGAGAAAGAAUGAGACACCAGGUUAAAUGCAAGGGGUAAUUAGGGUGAUCGAGGCACAGGUGGUGAAGAUGCUCUCAAGAGCAGGUGUCGACAAGACAAGGGGAAGACAGCAACCGGAACACACACCCAUGACACCUGAGUCAUUAUUGUCAAGUAACAGUAUCCUUACUCGAGUACAAUAUUUGGCUACUCUACCCACCUCUGGAGAAGACAUCCUCCAUUGGUACUCUUACGUUUAAGCAACAUUUUUGCUCAUCAGGUCAGCCAGUGUCGUAUUUGUUGCACUGGUCUUUAUUUUCGCGUUGAGGUCCUGCGGGACAUGGCUCUGGUUGUGGUCCCAGCAGAACCGCGAAGCACAAGUAACAUCGGCGAGAAGCGCUGAUCCGCUAUUACAUCUUGUAUCAAUUAGGAAACGCGCCGACAGUUAUCUAAUUAGUUUACGGAUGUGAAUGUUAAAUGUAUUAAGCGACCGAGUGAUGUCACAACACAGAAUGAACACAUUUCUAAUUCUGAAAUGGCCAAUAAAAACGGAAAAAUACUGUACUUAAUAUUUUCCUGGAGGAUGCAUUUGGGAUUAAUUAGCCUUUGAAGUUGAUAAUAGUAAAAAAUGAAGUGAAACAAUGAUUUUAGUCAAUUCUUUUCCAGAAUGGGCAGCAUGGUGGGCGACUGGUUAGCGCAUCUGCCUCACAGUUUUGAGGACUGGGGUUCAAAUCCCGGCCCCGCCUCCGCCUCGGUUUGCACGUUCUCCCCGUGCCUGCCUGGGUUUUCUCCAGGUACUCCGGUUUCCUCCCACAUCCCAAAAACAUGUGCGGUAGGUUGAUUGAAGACUCUAAAUUUCCCAUGGGUGUGAAUGUUGUUUGUUUCUAUCUGCUCUGCAAUUGGCUGGCGACCAGUUCAGGGUAUACCCUGCAUCUCUCACGAAGAUAGCUGGGAUAGGCUCCAGCACACCCGCGACCCGAGUGAGGAUAAGCAGUACAGAGAAUGGAUGGAUGGAUUUUCCAGAAUGAGUGUGCUUAAAGAGGAGGAUGCUAUUCAUGUGGCACAGCUUGAAGCAGGCAUCAGGUGCAGGUGGAGAUGGGACGGGCUCAAGUUGGAGACAAGCAAAGAAAUGAGGCAAAUCUAAUUUUAAUCUUAAAUUUGUACAUCAACCUCUACUUGAGUGGUGUAAAUAAAUCUUUUUCUGCAUGAUG
Phycodurus eques (leafy seadragon) is the source of this 2850-nucleotide messenger RNA. It is a transcript of the gene cep15, whose product is annotated as centrosomal protein 15. The transcript has 4 exons. The record is from RefSeq and is a predicted model, not a curated record. Bases 56 to 451 code for a protein of 131 amino acids. Lineage: Eukaryota; Metazoa; Chordata; Actinopteri; Syngnathiformes; Syngnathidae.